Molecule: messenger RNA, 3242 nt
Organism: Dunckerocampus dactyliophorus (ringed pipefish)
Lineage: Eukaryota; Metazoa; Chordata; Actinopteri; Syngnathiformes; Syngnathidae
Gene: u2af1
Product: U2 small nuclear RNA auxiliary factor 1
Exons: 8
Coding region: 2334-3044 (236 amino acids)
Biological process (GO): mRNA splicing, via spliceosome
Cellular component (GO): U2AF complex; spliceosomal complex
Molecular function (GO): pre-mRNA 3'-splice site binding; metal ion binding
Source: RefSeq, a predicted model, not a curated record
CUGCGUUGAUAGACUUCCGAGAGCAGCCCGGCUCAGCAAGGCACGCGUUUUUAAGAGGGUAAUGUAAAAGUGCACGUAGCGCCUAAUGUGUACAUUUAAACUUAAAUAAAUCACUUUGUUUAACUAUGAUGGUGGAUACAAGCGCGGCGUAAGUGCUGAACGGCGCCAUUUAUCAUUUAACGACCAUGCAGUAACUAGCCGAGUGUUUGUUGCAGACGGCUAAGCUAAUACUCACCGCGGGUGACUUUCGACUUCCAAAGUCAAAUUUACAGAUCAGUGUAUCUUCUAGGUGGUUAAAUAGCGUUUAUGGCGAUCGUAUGAACAUUAAACGGAGUUCCGUUUCGAGCUUGUAAGCUAGGCGGCCUUACGCGCUAGGCUAACGACGGCUAACUUUGCUAAGCUAGCACAAAAUAGCGGGAAUAGACCAAGUGUGGCUAACAAAAUGGACGCACUUUGUUAUUCCACUUCGUCCAGGAAAGUAGACCAUACCAUACCUCGUAAACCCACAGGUCUUUGGGUAAAAUGUUGAAAUUGGAUCAGUUUGGGGAGAUAGGCUGAGUAUAUUCCCUCAGUCGAGGCGAACUUUUUGGUCACAACUACACACUCAACAGAGAGGAGGGCGGAGACUAACUGGUAUGACUGAAGUUAGCCUCAAAAGUUGCCUGGAAAGCAAACACGACCUUCGGAACGUGUUUUAAUUCAUUAAUCAUAUAUACUAAGACGUAUCAACCGAUUCAAGCUGCAAUUUGUGCAUAAAAUAGCAUAAGAAUCACGUGUUUGACAAAAUGAGGAAGUCAAAAACAAGCUAGUCGACCAAACAGUCCACAAGUAGUCAUAAGAAACCGAAAAUGCUGCACAAAACCAGCGUGCAGUUUUUAAAAAGAAAAGUGUAAUUGUAAUAUACGCAUAACUAUAACAAUCCUAUACACUGUGCCUGUGAAGCUUGCAACAGCCAUUAUCUAUCAAUAACGCGUUUGACAAAAGUAAGAAGUCAACAACACAUUCCUUCACAACAUGCUGCACCAAACACUGGCAAUUCUUAAAGGAUUAUGAAGAGUUAGAAUUCUACACAUGCAUAACAGUUAUAUCGCAAUAAUACACACACACACACACACACAUAUAUAUAUAAAAUGAUAAAAUGUAUAUAAUAAUGUGUAUAUAUAUAUAUAUAAUAUACAUUAUGAAACGCUUAGCUGCAUUCAUAUGCAGUGUCAUAUGAAAGUCGUGUUUUGACAAAAUGAGGAAGUCUAAAACAAGCUCGUCAACAAGUCUACGUCUAAGUGGUUAUAAAUUUAAAAAAAUGCUUCACGAGUGCAAUUUUGAAAGGAUUAUGAAUAAAUGUUGAAAUACAUGCAAUAUAUACAACAAUCCUGUACACUACUGCUGUAAAACGUUUUAAGAGAUUAAAACUGCAUUUUCUAUACCCGUUAUUAUAUGUAAAUCAUGUUUGACAAAAUGAGGAAGUCAAAAGCAAGCUACUCAACAAGGCAGUCCGCCCCACCGAGUCAUGAUCAUCAUGUCAAAGCAAAUGCUCCACAAAACGAGCACAUAGUUUUUACACGGUGAAGAAUAUCCAUCCGUAUACACUCCUGACAAGAACACAAAUAGUGUGUGAAUCGGUCUGCUCUUGUGUUGUCUUGUGUGUCUGGAAGAUGCUAACUCAAUAAACAUUGAUUAUGUGCCAUAUGUUCUCUGUGCUCUCUUGUGUAUGUCAAUAUUUUAAUGCAAAACAUGAAGGUAAUUUCAUUGCAAAUAGUCACACACCCCCAACUAACUGCAACCUCAAGCAUCUGUUAAUUAAUGUAAUCUUUCCACGUUCAUAGUUUUGAGAGCGUUCUGAUCCAUUAGGUUUACAAUCAUGUUUUGGUUAUAUAUACAGUUUUAAGUCAUCUUCAUUUAAUAUUUUUCUAAGUUCACAACGACUCUUAUUUUGAAGUCCACAUGGCAGCCUAAAUGGACCGUUGGUGCACAUUUCCGGUACAAACUCAUUCAAAAUAAGCACGUUGAAACAUUGCUUCAGUUAAAAAUAUAAUUUUAAAAUAUACAAUGACUAUAGUUUCUUACUAAGACAGAAUAUUUUGAGAGUAAUUCGGUAGCCGUAAAUAGCAAAUAGUGGCUUCAAACGAAUGGGAAUUUAUGAGAAAUCAUAUUUAUAGUCCCCAUGUUCUCUGUUAGUUGUCAGCUUCAGUUGUUUUCACGUGUAUCCAUAGUUGCUUGAUUUAAGCGCGGCAUUGUUCGUCUUAAAUGUAAAUCGUUCGCGUUGGUGGUGUUCUUUUAUUGCGAAAGGAGUCGAACAGGAAAGCGUGUUGCUGGUUGGAUACAGGCGAGCCAAGAUGGCGGAGUACUUGGCGUCGAUUUUUGGGACAGAGAAAGACAAAGUCAACUGCUCUUUUUACUUUAAAAUUGGUGCCUGUCGACAUGGAGAUCGCUGUUCUAGACUACACAAUAAGCCGACGUUCAGCCAGACCAUUGCACUCCUGAACAUUUACCGCAACCCUCAAAACAGCGCCCAGUCUGCUGAUGGCCUCACCUGUGCCAUCAGUGACAUGGAGAUGCAGGAGCAUUAUGAUGAGUUCUUUGAGGAGGUCUUUACGGAGAUGGAGGAAAAGUAUGGCGAGGUGGAGGAAAUGAACGUGUGCGACAACCUCGGAGAUCACCUGGUGGGGAAUGUGUACGUGAAGUUUCGCUGUGAAGAGGAUGCCGAGAAGGCAGUGAUCGACCUGAACAACCGGUGGUUCAACGGGCAGCCCAUCCAUGCUGAGCUGUCCCCUGUCACGGACUUCAGAGAAGCCUGCUGUCGGCAGUAUGAAAUGGGUGAAUGCACUCGAGGUGGUUUCUGCAACUUCAUGCAUCUGAAGCCCAUCUCACGCGAGCUGCGGAGAGAGCUGUAUGGGCGUCGUAGGAAGGGCCGUCACAGGUCCCGUUCACGCUCCAGAGACCGACGAUCCCGCUCAAGGGACAGGGACAGGGAUAGAGGCAGAGGUGGCGGCCGUGACCAUGAUAGACGCCGCUCCAGGGACAGAGAGCGCUCGGGACGCUUCUGAGCCACACAACCAGAACUACUUGCUUCCUUGUACCAUCCUCACCAUUUUUUUUUUGUUUUUUUUUAAGUUUGUACCCUCCAGUUCCCAUGUGUAUUGUAGGAAGAAUGGUGGCAGAUUUUUGAAGCUGUGACAGCUUUAAGUAACUUGUGUUAUGUACUGAAAUGACUUUCACCCCAUUAAAAUUUUUACAUAACGUGA